Messenger RNA from Laccaria bicolor S238N-H82, 456 nucleotides. RefSeq lists its product as uncharacterized. Gene Ontology annotation, biological process: UDP-N-acetylglucosamine biosynthetic process. The annotation marks the transcript as partial. NCBI's taxonomy places the organism in Eukaryota, Fungi, Basidiomycota, Agaricomycetes, Agaricales, Hydnangiaceae. The transcript is spliced from 2 exons. Gene Ontology annotation, cellular component: endoplasmic reticulum; Golgi apparatus; endoplasmic reticulum-Golgi intermediate compartment. Gene Ontology annotation, molecular function: monosaccharide binding; glucosamine 6-phosphate N-acetyltransferase activity. The record is from RefSeq and is a predicted model, not a curated record.
AAUGCCGACCUUGAGCUCCUCUUUGACCCAGAACUCAUUCCCGCCGAUGUCAAAUCCCAGCUCGGGCCUGAUCUGCACAUACGUCCUCUAGCCAAGACAGACUACACGCGCUCGCCGCACCUGUCAGUUCUCUCUGUCCUCACCAUUGUGUCCGAUCCAUGUGUGGAGGCAUACUCAGCAGCCUUUGACAAGCACCGCCGCUCUCCCUUCACUUACUCGAAGUACUUCACUGUUGUCAUAAUCCACAAACCCACCGACCAGAUCGUUGCCGUCGGCUGUGUCUUUAUCGAGCAAAAGUGUCUCAGAGGCCUUGGUAAGGUAGGCCACAUAGAGGAUAUUGCGGUGAAUAAGAACGUGCAGGGAAGGAAGUUGGGGUUGAUGGUUAUACAGGCGCCUACGGCGAUUAGUGAGGGGCAGGGAUGUUACAAGACGAUCCUGAACUGUAGCGACGAUAAU